Oppiella nova is the source of this 627-nucleotide messenger RNA. The record is from the annotation of a GenBank genome assembly. Lineage: Eukaryota; Metazoa; Arthropoda; Arachnida; Sarcoptiformes; Oppiidae.
CGUCUCACCCAGAGUUGGAUCAAUGAAAGAGACAAACACCCGAAUAGACUCCAUGUCCUGCAACUGGAGGGCACUAAUUAUAACAGUUUCCCUGAGUUUGUCAAACAAGUCGAGGCCAUAGUAGGUGACCAGGGUAUAGAUACCCUGAUAAAUAACGCAGGAAUCGCUAUUAAAAAACUUCUCGAUGGAGUGACCGCUGAGGAUAUGCUUAAGAAUUUUGAAGUGAAUUCUGUGGCACCGCUUAUGUUAACCAAAGCAUUGCUGCCAUUGCUUAAGGUAUCGGCGUCCAAACGUAAAACUGCUGUAAUUAACAUAUCGUCAGGUCAAGGGUCAAUAGCCAGGGCCAAUCACACACCCCCUAACCCAUGGAGGAGUAUGUAUCCCUACCGCACGAGUAAAACAGCACUCAAUAUGAUCACCAAAUGUCUGGCGGUUGACCUCAAACCACACGGUAUUCACGUGAUUUGUAUGAGUCCAGGUCACCUGAAAACUGAUCUAGGUGGGCCUACCGCUGAUUUGGAAGUGAGCACCGGUGUGUCGGGCGUGUUAAACGUAAUUAAAACCCAGAUCACCGAUGAUGUGUUGGGUAAAUAUAUACGAUAUGAAGGCUCUAUACUUCCGUAUUAA